Molecule: messenger RNA, 510 nt
Organism: Bipolaris zeicola 26-R-13
Lineage: Eukaryota; Fungi; Ascomycota; Dothideomycetes; Pleosporales; Pleosporaceae
Exons: 1
Coding region: 1-510 (169 amino acids)
Source: RefSeq, a predicted model, not a curated record
AUGAGAUUCCUACAUGAUACAAGCGCGUUACUGUGCCUCUUUGGCGCAUCGGCCUUCGUCUAUGCUGCUGACCUGCCGGGCACUGUUCAAUUCGAUCUUGUUUUUCCAAGAAACGACACCAUUUACAAGCCUGUAUACCCCUUUCCCGUCGUGUUCGGCCUCACCAAUGGCUCUGUGGCGUGGCCGUACAGUCUUCAUUGGAGCUGGGACAUCAUCGCACUUGACAGAGAUCAAAAUAUGGACAUUAUUAUCGCAAACGGAGAUUGGGUCACUGGGGUUUCAGCCCUCAAUAAGUCGGCUCCGCCCCAAGACGCGCACCUCAUCAUUGAUCUAGUCAUUCAAAUCCUCAAUACCACAUCCCGAAAACUACUUAUGCGCUAUACUUUCGGUAUCAGAAAAUCCUGCAACGAAUCCACUGGCGAGAUUUCACCUGAUCCCGACCCCAGUGUCAUCUCUCAUGGCUUUGUCAAAUUCGGCCUGGACCCUGAAAACGGUGAUAUACGUACCUGA